Molecule: messenger RNA, 3965 nt
Organism: Phasianus colchicus (ring-necked pheasant)
Lineage: Eukaryota; Metazoa; Chordata; Aves; Galliformes; Phasianidae
Gene: HAND2
Product: heart and neural crest derivatives expressed 2
Biological process (GO): heart development; regulation of transcription by RNA polymerase II
Molecular function (GO): RNA polymerase II transcription regulatory region sequence-specific DNA binding; protein dimerization activity; DNA-binding transcription factor activity, RNA polymerase II-specific
Source: RefSeq, a predicted model, not a curated record
GCCCUAAACAUGUAGCUGUCCAUGGAGGUCGGCCCGGGGAGCCCUGCCAGUGCCCCGGGCCGCGCCGAGCCCCACCGCCCCCCCGAUGUCCCAGCGGAGCGCUGAGCGUUGAGCUGCGCGGCGCGGAGAGGCGUCGACCGCGGCCCCCGAGCGCAGGGGAGAGGGCAGCGGCGAGCGGCCGCGGGCCGGGGCGUAUGGAAGGGGGCCGCGUGUAAGUACCACCCGGCCGGGCCGCCGCGGACUUGAGAGCGAGAGCACAGGGAAGCAAGAGACGAGGAAGAGCCCGGGCUGGGAAGCCGAGCCCAUUUGUUUGGUCGACUGCUCUCCGCAGCGCUUUUUUUUCUUUUUUUUUUUUUAUUCUUUUUUUUUUUUUUUCUUUUUCCUCUCUCUCGCGCGUGUGUGCGCGCUUCCUCGAAGACCCAGCCCCGGGCGAGGAGGAGGAGAAGGAGGUGGAGGCACAACGCAUGAGCGGCGGCGGCGGCGCCUGGGGAGGGGGGAUCGCUCGGGCACCCGUGGGGACUCCGCAGCAGCGCCCCAUGGAGCGGCACUGAGGGCCGAGCGGUGCCGCCGGCGCGGCGGGCUGGGGCGGGCGGCGGGAGAGCUUCGUUCGGGGCCGGGGGCGGGCCGGGGCGCGCGAGGCAGCGGCGAUGAGUCUGGUGGGAGGUUUCCCCCACCACCCGGUGGUGCACCAUGAGGGUUACCCCUUCGCCGCCGCCGCUGCCGCCGCCGCCGCCGCCACCCGCUGCGGCCACGAGGAGAACCCCUACUUCCACGGCUGGCUUAUCAGCAGCCACCCGGAGAUGUCCCCCCCCGACUACAGCAUGGCUCUGUCCUACAGCCCCGAGUACGCCAACGGGGCGCCGGGCAUGGACCACUCCCAUUACGGGGGGGUGCCGCCCGGGAGCGGCCCGCCCGGGCUCGGGGGGCCCCGGCCGGUGAAGCGCAGGGGCACGGCGAACCGCAAGGAGCGGCGCAGGACUCAGAGCAUCAACAGCGCCUUCGCGGAGCUGCGCGAGUGCAUCCCCAACGUGCCCGCCGACACCAAGCUCUCCAAGAUCAAAACUCUCCGCCUGGCCACCAGCUACAUCGCCUACCUCAUGGACCUGCUGGCCAAGGACGACCAGAACGGGGAGGCGGAGGCUUUCAAGGCAGAGAUCAAGAAGACGGACGUGAAGGAGGAGAAGAGGAAGAAGGAGCUGAAUGAAAUCUUGAAAAGCACAGUUAGCAGCAGCGAUAAGAAAACCAAAGGGCGGACAGGCUGGCCGCAGCACGUCUGGGCGCUGGAGCUCAAGCAGUGAGCGCGGCGGGGGCCCCGCUCGGCGCUCCCCGAGGACUCUCGCGUUCGGAACCAUCCCGCUUAUUUAUGUGCAAUUUCUCCCCCACCCCCCUAAAAUGUGGAUAUUUGAAGGAGAGGGAAAAAGCAUUCCAUAGAUGGCUAUGAAGAGGAAACUCCGUCUUGGUAAGGGAUAAUAACGUCUCUAAUAGUUCCGUGAAUGUUAUUUGCUCUGUAUAAAACCCACGGGGAAAGCAGAACCGUAGAGAAGGAAAAAGGAAAAAGAAAAAAAAAAAAAAAAAUCCCUCCCUGGCAUUAGUGUGUAUGUGAAGUGUAUCUUUAAUACUUGGCCGUUUGGAUAUAAAUAUUCCUGGGAUUAUAAAGUUCUAUUUCAACAGAAGCAGUUGCACCCGCGUUCGGUCGGCUCCGUAUUUCGUGUCGUGAUUUUGUUGUGGUUGUUCGGUAUUCUGAGAUGUUUUCAGCAGUUAUUGGUUAUGUGCACUUCCGUCCAUAAGGGAAAAAGUGGAAUCUAAUUAAUAUUGAAGGUGUAAGCGUUGUAAGUACUCAAUAAACCACUGUGUGUGUUUUUUUACAAAAAAAAAAAAAAAGAAGGGGGGGGAAAGAAACCCAAAUCUUUUUAUGUUUUAUACCUCAAAAUGUUUUGAAUAACAGCGUUGUUUAUGGCUUUUUUUCAUAAUAUUUAAAAUAUUCGGAAGUAAACUAAAUUAUAAAGAUGGCUCCGAGGUUCGUUUUUAACCCAGUGCCCGAGUGAGAGGAGGGGAUGAGGGACGGCUCCCCCCGCCUUGUGCCUGCAGUGUUCUCCGGGCGAGGGCUGCGGGGCGGGGGUUUUUGGCUCUGCUUUGGGCUCUGCUGGCCCAGGUAGUUCCGUACCGAGCAGGGAAGAGGGAACGGGGCCGGAGGUCUGUGCGGAUGGGGAGCAGGACGGCAGGUUUACAGUUUACUGCGGUGAGCUUAGUAUUAUUUAACUUAGUGGUUCCCAAAGCUUUCACGAAUUACAUAGUUUUGUUUUGUUUUGUUUUUUUUUUCCAGCCCCUUCCACCUCUUCCGUGAUAAACCUCGGCUCGGUAUCGCCGCGCCCUCUAAACCCGUGCUGGCUCUCUCUGCAGGUCCGUGGCCGUGUGCCCGCCCGCCCCGCGCCCGAGGAAGUGGCUCCCGCCGCCCCCCGACCGUGAGCGGAGGUAGAGGUGCGAUUGCCCGAGCCAAGAUCAGGGCGUCCCGCGCCGGCGCUGGGAAGGUUGCAGGGUUACGACAACGGGACCAAAGGGCCGUGCCCUCUUCCCGGCGGGUCAGGCGGCCCGGCCUUGCGCUCCAGCGUGGGGCCGUGUUUAUAGCCACUUGCCUUUGUUUGUAGCACUUGCGGUGAGGAAUCUCUCCCUUGUUUGCUUUGCCCUGCCUGCUAGUGGCCGGGCUGACGAAGCAGAGGGCUCUGCAGCCCCCAGCCCCAAUCUCCUUUCUGCUUUUCCCAGUCUUCGCCACUCGCCAGGGCAUGGGGCUGCGGCCGAGAGCUGUCCUCCCCGGGGUUUUCCGAUCCGUAAUACUCUCCUUUUCGAAACGUUCGUUUUUCAGCCCUGGGAGUCCCCCCGGACUCGCUAAGAAGGAUCUCUUUUAAUUGCUCGGUAGUGAGGAUGUUGCCGUUUUCUCAGGAGCAGUCAUUCCCGGAGCUAAAUCACGAGAGCCCUAGACAGCCCGGAGCCGGCAAAAAGCUAAAUGGGGGAGCGGGGCGGCAGAAGGUGAAUUGAUGGUAGCCGGGAUGUCAGCGCCCCGCUCUGCGAGGCGGAGGGACUGAUAAGAGCGGGAUCCGCGGCCUCGGGGCAACUGUGUGGGAGGUGCGGGGCACGUAGCUGCAGUGGGACCCGACUGUGGGCAGUGCGGCCGCUCCGCAGCAUUUCCCUGCGUGAUGCGGUGUAGCCGGAUGGGUUCAGCCCUGCUCUUGGCCCGGCUUUGCUGGCAGCUCAACGCUCACCUUUAGAGAAAAUGACUUCUUAUUCUCCCCCCCCUCACCCCUUAAGUCGAAAAGAAACAGCAGUACUCCCGGCGGGCCUCUCCUCGGCGCCCAAAGUCUAUUGCUCCGGUGGUGGAGAUGCAGGCCGAGUCCCGGUUGCUGUCUCCCGGGGCUGCUCCGUGUGCCCACUGGCUGUGGAACGUGUUUCUGCCAACGGGGCAGAUCAGCUCAACAACCGUGAUCUAAAAUUUGUUGGUUAAUUUUUAUUUUUUUCCCCGCCCGCUCAUUUUCAGGAGCUCUUCUGUACGUCAGGAUGAUUGCAACGAUUACUACUAAUUUGCUUUCGUUGUCAGAGCAUUGUGAUGGGCUUCCUUCUGCCCAAGCCGCAGACACCCCCGGAACGAGCGCCGGGACGUUAGCGGGCGCUGUACGGACAUAAACAACGCCCGGGGGAUGCCACUGAGCCAAGGCGAUUCCCAAAGGUGGGCGGGGAGGAGGGGGAGAAGGUUAAUAAUAAAACCUCGAAGCAAAAUAUCCUCCUCCCGCGCUCGGAAACCCACCCUUAAUCCUCCUCCUUCACACGUACCGCCCGGCGGUCGCAAACGUGCCCAGGAGGAACCUCCAAGCAGCGAUGGGAAGGAAACGCAUUCCGCGCUCCUGCAGGCAUAAUCCCCUGUGCUGUAACGAGGGGCUUAUCGACGCUUUGCAUUUUUUAAUUUUAUUUUAUUU